Alligator mississippiensis (American alligator) is the source of this 2797-nucleotide messenger RNA. RefSeq names its product nuclear factor, interleukin 3 regulated (gene NFIL3). Bases 1135 to 2478 code for a protein of 447 amino acids. Lineage: Eukaryota; Metazoa; Chordata; Crocodylia; Alligatoridae. Gene Ontology annotation, molecular function: DNA-binding transcription factor activity; DNA binding. Gene Ontology annotation, biological process: DNA-templated transcription; circadian rhythm; regulation of DNA-templated transcription. The record is from RefSeq and is a predicted model, not a curated record. The transcript is spliced from 3 exons. Gene Ontology annotation, cellular component: nucleus.
CUUACAGACAGUAUUGACCUACUAACACACAUCCCUCUGCGCGUCGCACAGGCGGCGGCAGGCGUUUCGGUCCUGCCCCGGCCUCGGCACAGGCCCCCGCCGCUGCCCAGCCCUGCUCAGCCCAACCCGGGGCCCUCCGCUCGCCCGCCCGCCGCUCCCACGAGCUAUGAAGGAAAUGAUUUGAAAGGUGUCAAAAAGCUUACGGUCUUCCCACGAGCAAUAUGAACUUACACGACCUCCUCUGAGCUUAUCUUAUCUUAAGGAGAAACAGUAUUAGCUGUGCUUGGGCAAAAAUAUGGAACACACAGACUUUGCUUUUACAGAUGGAAGAAUUAAUGUAUAGUCUACAAAAUAUAUUAAUCACUGUUUUGCCUGUUUAAGCCUUUACAUAGAAAGAAAUACUCCUUUAGCUCAUUUUAAAUUAAUUCUUUUAACAAAUGAUUAUGCAAACUACGUUUAUGCAAUCAGUUUCUUUUUCCAGGCAGCAAUCUCAUUGCCAUAUCUUUGAGAGUUGCAGUUAUAACAUCACUAUGAUGCAAUAACUUGAACAAUGUAAUCCUCUGUUUGAGGCUUAUUACACACUGUUAAGCAAUGUAUCUGACUCAUCAGCUUAAUUGAUUUUUCUAGGUGACCUUGCCAUGAACAUUACAGGCAGUUAUGAGAUAUAAAUGUGCCUAGGAUAUGUAAUAGAAAAAAAAUGCAAAUGUAUAGCCAAAUCCUGCAGUCCUUUCUCAGACAAAUAGCCAUUGCUUUUGAUGUUAGAAUAUUUUUCAGGGUUAAAAAGACGAUGAUUAAAACAUUUUAAUUGGCAUUUAGUUGAUUCUCAUGAUGAGGAUGACUGUCAAAAAUAAGGAUCUGCAAAAUAAUGACACAUUUGGACCUGAUUCAAAAUGUGAUGGAAACAAAGCUAUUGAAAACUCCUUUGUUAUUUUAAAGGUUACUUAGAAGUUUCUCAUUGUACCUGCCGAGAAGUAAAUUGGACCUAGACAUACUUCUGCUUGAGAAUAUGAAACAAAAGGAAGAACACAUAUGGAUUUAAAAUUAUUGUAUUUAUCACAUUGUUAUCAUUCGAGAAGCACUGGGGAAAAUAGUUUGCUUCAUUAUUCAUCAUAGAGCUACUAAAAAUUGUUUCUGAUGCAGCUAAGAAAAAUGCAGACCAUUAAAAAAGAAGCACCUGUUGACACAAGUAGCAAUGUGGACAAAAUCAUGGUACUUAAGUCUACUUUAACAGAUGGGUCUGAAGAUUUGUCUGCAAAUGAAGACAUUCUACUUACUGAAGCAAAUCAUGGAAAGAGCAAAUCUUCAGCAUGCCGGAGAAAGCGAGAAUUCAUUCCAGAUGAAAAGAAAGAUGCUAUGUAUUGGGAAAAAAGGCGGAAAAAUAAUGAAGCUGCCAAAAGAUCUCGUGAAAAACGACGACUGAAUGACCUUGUCUUAGAGAACAAGCUAAUUGCAUUGGGAGAGGAGAAUGCCACUUUAAAAACAGAGCUGCUUUCAUUGAAGUUAAAGUUUGGUUUAAUUAGCUCUGCAGCCUAUGCCCAAGAGAUACAGAAGCUCAGUAGUUCAACAGCAGUGUAUUUCCAAGACUAUCAAACUUCCAAAUCAAAUAUUAACUCAUUUGUGGAUGAGCAUGAACCGUCUAUAGUGGGUAGUAGUUGUAUUUCUGUCAUCAAACACUCUCCACAGAGCUCCUUGUCUGAUGUGUCUGAAAUAUCCUCAGUGGAGCCUACUCCGCCAAAUCAUAUACAGAAUAAUUGUGGAAGUCCUGAAAAUAAAUUUCAAAUUAUAAAGCAGGAGCCUAUGGAAUUGGAGAGAGAGCCAAGAGCUGCAGCCAUGUAUCCUAACUACAUGGGAAAUUCCUUUAAUUUGUACUCACAUUCCCCUCCUCUGUUGCAAGUGAAUAGGUCCUCCAGUAAUUCUCCAAGAACUUCAGAAGCUGAUGAUGGUGUUGUUGGGAAGUCAUCAGAUGGAGAAGAUGAGCAGCAGGUUCCCAAAGGUCCAAUCCAUUCCCCAGUUGAACAUAAAAAUAUUCAUGCAACAGUGAAAGUUCCCGAGGUGAACUCUUCUGCGCUGCCUCACAAGCUUCGAAUUAAGGCCAAAGCCAUGCAAAUCAAAGUGGAAGCAAUGGAUAACGAUUAUGAUGCUACACAGAAACUAUCAUCACCUAUUGACAUGUCAUCUAAAAGACAUUUUGAACUUGAAAAACAUAGUGUACAAAAUUUGGUACAUUCUUCUCACACUCCUUUCUCUGUUCAAGUGACUAAUAUCCAAGACUGGUCUCACUGGCAUCAGAAGGAACUGAAUGUAAAAAUUCAGAGUGAUUGCAAAACUGGAGUUGUUGAAAUAAAAGACAAUAUCUACAAUGUCUCUGAGUCAGAGAACCUGUAUUUGAAGCAGGGCAUAGCAAACUUAUCUGCAGAGGUUGCUUCGCUUAAGAGACUUAUAACUACACAACAAAUCUCUGCUUCAGACUCUGGUUAAGUUACUACUGAAUAAAAGCUUAUUGUUUUAAAGGAUGUCAUUUGCAGUAGAUCAAUAUGUUUUGUAUUAUGCUGAAUUUUCACUGGACUUGUGAUGUCAUUUCACUGUAAUGUUCACAUAAUGUCUGAUGGAUGGUGUCUUUUUGUGCACAAAUUAUUAUGAAGACUACAUUGUGUUACAGUCACUAUGCCUUGUGUAUAGUCAAGUAGCCUGUACAAAGACUGUAUAUAGUGAACAUUAUUUUCUUUUUGUUGUUCUAUUAUAAAGUGUGCAAGUUACCAGUUACAAUAAAAUAUUGGUGACAAACACAGAAAAUCUA